AUGUCUGAUGAGGAGCAAAACGAGGGCGGCGAUGUUGCUGAGGCAACGGCCCAAGGCGGAGAGGACAACUCUUUAUUGGAAACCUUAAUGGCUGAAAUCGAAAAGUUAAAAAAUGAGAAUAAACACACAAAACAAGCACUUUCAGCAGUAACUGUUAGCCAGGGCGAGGCUAGUACUUCAAGUAAGAAUGCACCAUCUAGUCCAGCACAGACACCCCAAGUUGCGUAUGUUUCCCGAGAGCGUAAAAUACAGAAGUUUUCUGGUAGUCGAAAGGCAGAUGAAGAUACAGUGGAGAAUUUUGUUGACAAUGUGAAAAGUUUGAUAUCAGCUAGGAAAAUGACCCAAAUUGAACAAACAGACUUUGUGUUAUCACUGUUGGAAUCAUCAGCGAAGGAAGAAGUCAAAUUGCGCCCUACAGCCGAACGUGACACUUCUGAUAAAAUCUGCAAUAUCUUAUUGGAGGCUUUUGGCGAGCGGAGAACCACACCACAGUUACUAAAGUCAUUCUACGAGCGAAAGCAAAAGGAUACAGAAACCCUGAGGGAGUUCUCGCAUGCGCUGUGUGAGAUUUACAACCGAAUUUAUUCGCGAGACACCACCAUCAUACCUUCUCGUGAUCAGGCCCUCCGCGACCAAUUUGCUGACAACGUGAGAGACCCACUUCUACGGAAGGAAUUAAAGCGCAUGGUACGAAGCAACUCCAGCUCUAAGUUUCUAGAAGUACGAGAAGAAGCUCUACACUGGGCAGAGGAGGAUGAAAAGAUGCGUCCUACAAAAAGAAAUGUAUCAAGUGAAGCAGUUUCAACCACACAGUCAAACAAAGAGAUGGAUAAAGUAUUGCAAGCCCUCGAAGAGCAGCGUAAGUCGAUUGAUAAUUUGUCCCAAACCCUUAUUUCCCUUUCCAGAUCCAACAAUAAUAUUCAGCGGAAUCAGGGAGGAAGAGGCGGCCGAAACCCCUCUCUCCGCGGUUUUGACGAAAGAGGGAACAGAAUUUGUUUUAAAUGCCAAGGAGUCGGACACAUUGCAAGAGAUUGUGUGAAUAAUACAAGUCAACGCCAGAAUGACGGCCUUCCCCCAUCCAAUGGCCCACCACGCAAUACUGCCCCACCCUCAUCGUAUGUCCAUAGCCAAGAUACAUCAGCGCCAAACGGUCUCCCUCCACAGUCGCGAGUCGGACAGUAGGAGGGGAAGGCGCAGACUCUCAUAGCAUACCAGAAAGAAUAAUUGGCAAGUGUCCUGUUGCUGUUGUGAACAUUGGAGGCGUGUCUGUAUCAUGUUUACUUGAUUCAGGCUCUGAGGUCUCUACUAUUACAGAAGAAUUCUUUAAUACUCAUUUUAAACCAAAGGGACAGGAACUACUUUCAACCAGUGUUUGGUUAAAACUGACAGCAGCAAAUGGGUUAGAAAUACCCUACCUUGGGUAUUUCGAACUUGACAUUGAAGCUUUUGGCUUAAACGUGCCCAGACGAGGAAUACUGGUCGUAAAGGAUUCUGCCAAUGAUGCUAUGACAGCACGGAAGAGAGACGUACCAGGUCUCCUUGGAAUGAAUGUACUAUGUGAAAUGGGAUCCUGUAUGGUCACAGUCAAUCCAGGCUGCUAA
Paramuricea clavata is the source of this 1601-nucleotide messenger RNA. NCBI's taxonomy places the organism in Eukaryota, Metazoa, Cnidaria, Anthozoa, Malacalcyonacea, Plexauridae. The record is from the annotation of a GenBank genome assembly.